This is a messenger RNA of Aphidius gifuensis, 1730 nucleotides long. Its product is annotated as ATP-binding cassette sub-family G member 4-like. Gene Ontology annotation, cellular component: plasma membrane. The record is from RefSeq and is a predicted model, not a curated record. Bases 9 to 1730 code for a protein of 573 amino acids. Gene Ontology annotation, molecular function: ATP hydrolysis activity; ABC-type transporter activity; ATP binding. Lineage: Eukaryota; Metazoa; Arthropoda; Insecta; Hymenoptera; Braconidae. The transcript is spliced from 11 exons.
GUAAAAAAAUGAUAUUGAAAGGAAUUAGUGGACAAUUUAAAUGCAAUGAGCUGACUGCGAUUCUUGGACCCAGUGGAAGUGGAAAGUCAACUUUAUUAAAUAUUCUCACUGGUUACACGAGUCAUGGAAUUGGUGGAACAAUAAAAGUCAAUGGAAAGGUAACAAAUAUGCAGUAUUUCAAAAAAAUGACUUGCUACAUAAUGCAGGAUGAUUUGCUUCAGCCAAAACUAACUGUUAUCGAAGCAAUGAACUUUUCAGCUGAUCUCAAGCUUGGCAAUAGUGUUUCUUACGAACAAAAAAAAAUAAUAAUUACAAAAAUAUUAGAAACUUUGAGGCUUACCAAUGCUGAAAAUACAAUAAUGGAAAGAUUAUCAGGUGGUGAAAGAAAAAGAUUAGCAAUUGCUCUUGAGCUUGUUAAUAAUCCACCAGUUAUUUUUCUCGAUGAACCAACAACUGGCUUAGAUGAAUUAUCAUCAGUUCAAUGUAUAAAUUUGUUGCGACAAGUAGCAGAGGGAGGGAGGACAGUUAUAUGCUCAAUUCAUACACCAAGUGCAAAUAUUUUUUCUAAAUUUCAUCAUGUUUAUGUCGUGGCAAAUGGACAAUGUGCUUAUCGUGGUCCAGUAAAUAAUCUCGUUCCUUUCUUGAACGAUGUUGGCAUUGAAUGUCCAAAGCAUUAUAAUCCUGCAGACUUUGUUGUUGACAUUGCAUCUGGAGAAUAUGGAACAAAAUUUAUUGAUAGUAUGAUUUCGGAAGUAAAUACAAAAUAUCCAAUAACUCCAAUUCAACAAUCGUUAACGACGAUUGAUAUUGAAACUAUAUAUAAAAACACUAUUAAAAUAUCAUGGCAAACACAAUUUUGUACUCUUUUAAAACGCAUGAUGAUUCAAUUGCUCAGAGAAAAGGAUUAUUUGGGUUUAAAAUUAUUUUUAUAUAUUUUUCUUGGAUUUAUAAUUGGUGGUAUUUAUUUCGAAAUUGCCUUGGAUGGAUCAAAGACAAUUGAAAAUUUAUUUUUCUGUCACACUACAUUGUUCUAUUUUUUGACAGUACCAAUGCUUCCUAUUCCACUUCGCUUUCCGAUAGAGUUACGAAUAGUAGAGAGAGAACAUUUUAACCGAUGGUACAGAAUUACUCCUUAUUUCCUAGCUUCAACUGUUUCCUGCGUGCCUAUAUAUUUUUUUUUGUGCACAAUACACUUGUCGAUAACAUACAUUAUGUCUUCUCAAACACUUGAACUUUCUCGAUUUGCCAUGUUUUUUACUAUUAGUUUCGUCUUUGGAUUGGUUAGCGAAACUAUCGGCUAUAUCAUCGGCAGCGUUUUCAACGUUGCCACUGGAGUUUUUGCUGGAGCUGUAGUAAUUUCAGCAUCACACGUGAGUACUAUCCAAGGAUUGGGUUCAACUGAAAAACUGCCAUGGUAUCGUUUACUCAUGAUGUAUUCAUCACCAUUCAGAUGGUCCAUUGAAGGAUUAAUUUCAUCUGUAUAUGGAUUUGAGAAGGAAGAUUUGGAAUGUCCUGAUCAUAUUGAUUACUGUCCUUACCGUAAAGUCGUAGAUACAAUGAGCGUUGGAAGAUUCGAAGAUGCAAAUUAUGGAUUAGAUUUUUCUGUUGUAAUUGUUUAUUAUAUUAUUCUAAGAGCAUUGUUGUAUUAUAUUGUACGACAAAUAUUUCAACCAAAUGCACUGUUUCGUGCACUAGGUGCAAGAAUACCAAGAAGUAUGCGGCUGAAGUGA